AUGGACAUCGGCAGCAGUUAUCUCAGCGUCAUUGCACGGUCCGGAGUGCCGGUCAUGCACGCUGCUGUUUUACCUCCUUCGGGCAAAGUAUUGUUCCUGGACAAAGUCGAGGAUUACUCCGAGCUGCGCUUGCCGAACAAUCGAUGGGCCUAUUCCGCGCUCUACGAUCCAGAUACGCAUCACCUGAGUCCGCUGUCAGUCGCGACAAAUCCCUUUUGCUGUGGUGGGAGUUUUUUGUCAGAUGGACGGCUUGUCACAGUCGGCGGGAACGCCCCAUUGCUCUGGCUAGACCCGACAGUUGGGGACGGCUUCGAUGCAAUUCGGUACAUUGGAGACGAAGGUGGCAACUAUUCAUGGAAAGAGCCUGGAAAUAAAUUGGCCUCCAACAGAUGGUAUGCAACAGCACAGACCUUGGCAGAUGGCAAGAUCUUCGUGGCAGCAGGAAGCUUAAACGGACAAAAUCAAUUCAACUUCAGCAACAAUAACCCAACCUACGAAAUUCUCGAUGUAAAUGGUAUGUACCCCUUUCUGCACCUGAUGCCCGAUGGUUCGCUCUUCAUUUUUGCAGACACUUGCUCGGAGCUGUUUGACGUGGCCAAAAAUGAGACCAUCAGGACAAUGCCUGACUUGCCUGGAAUGCACAGAACUUAUCCCAACACAGGUGGUAGCGUCAUGUUGCCCCUACGUGCAGAGAACCGCUAUAAGCCUGAGAUCAUGAUUUGUGGCGGAGGACAAACACAAGCAAUCAACAGUCCUUGUGAGGCAACCUGUGGAAGGCUGAAACCGAUGGGUAAGCGUCCCCUGUGGGAGAUGUCUGCGAUGCCAGGCCCCCGAGGAAUGGUGGAGGGGGUUUUACUUCUCGAUGGUACCGUGCUCUGGAUCAACGGCUGUCACAAAGGUGCGCAAGGUUUUGGACUGGCCAGGUACCCGGCAUUGGAAGCCCUAGUCUAUGAUCCGAAAUGGAAUAACUGGACCGUGUCUGGAAGAACGACAAUUGCCAGGCUUUAUCACUCUGUCGCCUUCCUACUUCUGGAUGGAACGGUGCUCAUUGCCGGAAGCAAUCCCAACGAAAUGCCAGUAACCCAACAACAUGUUGAUAUCCAUAAUCAAUACAAGGCAUUCCCCACCGAGUUCAGGAUGGAGACAUGGCUUCCCCCAUACCUUCGUGGUGACAAGGCGUCGCGGAGACCUACGGUGAUGGGCCUCUCGACAUAUACCUUGAGACGUGGUAAACGAGUGACCAUCGAGUUUAGCACUGCAGAGCAGGUCAAGACGCUGGAGGUUGUCCUAUACAGCGGGGGAUUUAUCACGCACUCAGUCCACAUGGGCCAGGUGAUGGUAUACCUUGAGAACAACGGCUGGGAGACGCUGAGCAAUGGUCGAAAAAGGGUCGUAGCGUGUAUGCCGGAACAGGUCAAACUGGCUCCUGGACCCUACGUGGUUUAUCUGCUGGCCAAUGGCAUUCCCGCAGUUGGGAAAUUUGUCACUGUGCGCGUCUAA
Molecule: messenger RNA, 1500 nt
Organism: Fonsecaea nubica
Lineage: Eukaryota; Fungi; Ascomycota; Eurotiomycetes; Chaetothyriales; Herpotrichiellaceae
Exons: 2
Coding region: 1-1500 (499 amino acids)
Source: RefSeq, a predicted model, not a curated record